Molecule: messenger RNA, 6842 nt
Organism: Petromyzon marinus (sea lamprey)
Lineage: Eukaryota; Metazoa; Chordata; Hyperoartia; Petromyzontiformes; Petromyzontidae
Source: RefSeq, a predicted model, not a curated record
ACACGUGCCAACGUUGCCCCAACGUUGCCCCAACGUUGCCCCAACGUUGGCACGUGUGCUGGAUGACCCUUAUAAGCAAAUCAAAUGCACUGCGAGUAUUCGUAAGUACAUUGUUAAAGGCACAAACAAACGUUGGAAAUUAUCUGGAUUUCAUUGUAAAAUUUAGCAAAAAAAUACAUUACAGAGACAACCUGCAAGUUACCAUUGUAUUUGCAUAUACUUUAUUGGUUAAUUGUUUUGAAAUGUAUCAAAUGACUUUUAAGAGUAGAGUAAACAGGCCAACGUUGGCCUAACGUUCCAAGUUCACUGAGACCUCGGUGCACACACCUCAGCAUUGUGCUCUCCCGUCGACCCGUCUGCUGUGCCGUAUACAGUAUUUGAAUGCAUCCCACUAAUCUCGCAAUACUUGAAAGUCCUACGGAUCGACAGAAGCGCUGCACAUUUUAACAAACGUUUGUGUGCUACAUAUUGGGCAGCUUUACAACGAAAACAAAUUCCUAGAUGGCAAUAAGUAUUUACAGCUGCCGUUGUACAGUAAACACUAUGUGCAUGUGAAAUGUAUGCUUUGGUGGUAAACAUGCAACGUUUUCCCAUUGUUGAUCCAUCGUUGGUCCAACGUUGGGCCAACGGUUCAAAUCACAUGCCGAUGUUGGUGCAACGUUGCAUCUUUAUUGGUUUCCUGUUUAAAUAUAUAUGAAUCAUUAUGCUCUGAGUAAUAGAGUAAUCGUUUUAAGAUACAACCAAGCAUGCAUGCUGAUGACACAGUUUAUCUGGACCAGGAUAAAUUGAAAAUAAUUAUCAUAAAUACAUCACGACAUCCUGAAGUGAGCAGGCCUCGUGUCGUUUAACAGAGACACCACCCACAGAAACUCCUGCAGAUGCCGGUGUUAAGCCAGGACAUGACAUUGAGAUGAAUGCCGCCCACCCUUUGGAAGCAGAUGUCACUUCGAGCGAGGGAAAGGAGGGAAACCCUAUCCCAAAGAAAAGCGAAACUUGUUCAUAUGCUGAAGUGCCUUCCGGUGGAGAAGAAGAAGAGCAUAAGUUCGCGAUGGAACAAGACGCCAAGCGUGGAUUUGAGAUGUCUCCCUUCACAGGCAUUAAAGUAGACGCCCGUGACGGCGGUGACCUCGAAGGAGCGGCAUUCUCCAGUGAAACCGCUUCCUCUAAAGCAGAGGGCGCUGUAGCAGGGGAUGGCGUUAUCAUUCGUGAGCCCGAGGUCGCUAAAGAAAUUACGAUUCCGGAUCGCAAAGGCGGAAGCGCAGAAAAUGCAGAGGACCUCAAAUUGCUGCCAACCAUGGAACGAGUCGAAGCGACUGAGAUCCUGAACCCCACUGAGAUAAUGAACCCCUCUGAGAUCCUGAACCCCACUGAGAUCCUGAACCCCACUGAGAUCCUGAACCCCUCUGAGAUACUGAACCCCACUGAGAUCCUGAACCCCACUGAGAUGCUCAACCCCACUGAGAUCCUGAACUCCACUGAGAUCCCGAACCUCACUGAGAUCCUGAACCCCACUGAGAUCCUGAACCCCACUGAGAUCCCGAACCUCACUGAGAUCCUGAACCCCACUGAGAUCCUGAACCCCACUGAGAUGCUCAACCCCACUGAGAUCCCGAACCUCACUGAGAUCCUGAACCCCACUGAGAUCCUGAACCCCACUGAGAUCCUGAACCCCACUGAGAUCCUGAACCCCACUGAGAUGCUCAACCCCACUGAGAUCCUGAACCCCACUGAGAUCCUGAACCCCACUGAGAUCCUGAACCCCACUGAGAUGCACAACCCCACUGAGAUCCUGAACCCCACUGAGAUGCACAACCCCACUGAGAUCCCGAACCUCACUGAGAUCCUGAACCCCACUGAGAUGCUCAACCCCACUGAGAUCCCGAACCUCACUGAGAUCCUGAACCCCACUGAGAUCCUGAACCCCACUGAGAUGCUCAACCCCACUGAGAUCCUGAACCCAACGAAAGGUCAGAGCUCGGUGGAUGAAGGCCAGGGUCCUGCGUCGACUGGAUUCGUAUGCGACGACGACACGUCCACGCAUGACCCAGAACUGUCCACAAACACUUGCAUCGACUCCAACGUGUCGUUUGCUGAGCAUCAGGUGCAUUCUGUUCGUAGGGAAUCGAACAAAGUCUUUCAAGAUAAAUUAUGUCUGAAUACUAAGGUUGAGAAUCGUGACGAAUUACAUCGAUUCCUGGAACAACCGGACGCAGAAAUAAACAACAAAAAGGCUCCUCCUAACAUCAUUGUGAGCAACUUAACAGAAGUUCCAAACGAGGAGGAAGAGGAGGAUGCUGCUUGUGUUGUUGAAUCUCCAGUGCGCUCUGAUGGCUUCCGUGAAGAGCAGUUUGAGGGUCCUGACUCUGAGAGCGAAUGCCAUGGGAACGCUCCGGCUGCGGACAAAUUGCCCGACGAUUGUGAAGCGUCGCACGACGCCUCAGAGGACGCCCAUCACGCAGCGGACGGACCGGCGGCACUCUCGCCCCAACAUCACACCUCGCCUCCAUGCUCUGCAGCUGGCGAUGGAACCAAGCGUGAUGACGAGUACCUGUCAUUCCACCAGGAGUACAGUCGGCAGUCUUCUCAGGAUAUACCAGAAAUACUUGAACUGAGUCGUGAGGAGUACGUCCCACAGUCACCUCCAUCCUCUUACCCCCCAGAUAGCGACGCCAAGGAAGAACACAGGUUCCUACCCGAAGUCACGAGUGCCGGCGAUGAGAAGCUUUCAGAAAACAGCACUUACUCUGACCACUUUAUCACCGAGUAUCCCGCAGGAGCCUCUCCCAAAUGCUCCGUCGGCAGCAACUACUCGGCCACCUGCCCUCCGCUGUCACCUCCAAAAAACAUUGGCCCUGAAGUGUCUACAGUUGAUUCGUUUUUAGUUCACUUUGAUGUGCCCGGGCCUGAACAUGAAGCAGACAAGCAUGAAGAUCUACCAAAGCAAGAAUGCAGUCAUGCAACUGCAGAGGGAACUGAAGACAGCGUUCAUUUAAAAAUCCAGGCCAAGGGGAGUCCUGCGGAAGGGGCGCGCGUGACGCCGCCCGAUGACAUUACCCUGGCACCCCACGAGCGCGCAGAAUGCUCGGGGGGAUCGGCCUUGUCCUCCAGCGGGCGCGAAGCCGAAGGCGAGACGGACCCGGAGACAAAAGGGCAAGCGGUGGCCACAGUGGCAGCGGCGAUUCCGUCGGAAGCACGCGGUCCUCAGGGGGGGCCGCCUGCCGUGGAACACCUCGGCAGGCAUGAGCAUCCGGGCACGGUGGCCAGUCCGGUGGCGCUCAGUCAAGUGGAAUGCACUGCGGCGGUGCCCAAGACGACUUGGCAGAAAAGGCCCCUCGAAGUGCCCAUCACCAGUUUAGCCGAUGGCAUUGACAGUUCACGCAAUCUACGGGGGGGCAGGGUCUGCAUCUCACAAAGCGAGGGCAGAGACGAUGAGCUUGAUAGACCCUCAGAAACGAUGGCCGGGGUCCUGCCGGAUGAACGGAACGACGGCAGACGUGGUUUGACUGAGACUGCGACAGAAUUUGGUGAAGGUAGUAGUAGUGACCUGGAUGAGGGAGAAUUCAAGUGCGAGCGAGAAUCGAUGCCUGCGUGCGUUGCUGACAUCACAAACGACACAUCUGAAUUGGAAGACUUUGAAAAAAACGAAAAUGCAAUCAUACAGGACGGAGUCAAUGACGAGGCUGCUUCGACCAAUAUCAUCGGCACGUCGGUCACUUCUGAAGCGCGUGGAGGAGAUGCGGGACAUCUCAUCUCCUCCUCCAGCAGCAGCGAUGACGACAACGACGUUGAAUCAGAACGUAAAACCACAGCUGCCGAGUCACUUCAGCGGGAGCGUGCGAUUACCGACGACCGGCCAGAAGCGGUCGGCGCAGAGGUGAAAAUUGAAUUUCCACAGGACCCACCUAUGCAAGACCAACAGGUCCCCAUGGCAACGGAAGUGGUGGAGUCCGUGAUCAUGAUCGAGGAGGACAUCCUCACUGUCAUCCAGACGACCACGGUGGAGACGGAGGAGCUCACGGCAGACGAGGCAGACUUCAGCCUGUCCGAGGCACUCGACGAGCCGUCCGAGCGGGACGUGGCAGAGCGGCGAGCCGACGGCGGGGCCGACAAUGCGACGGAGGUGGACGUGGACACGGAGGACCUCAGCGUGGCCACCGACGUCAUAUUCUCAGAUCUGUCACUAACUGAAAAGACUGCGCGCCGUGCCGACCGAGGUGAAAAUGCCAGAGAUGCUAUAACAGAGGCUGCGCGAGGGGAUUCCCGUUCGAUGCCCGAUCGCGAAUUCACAGCUUGGCAACACGAUCAGAGGAAGCCGGUCAAAGCCCUCGAUAGAAGAAACAAUACAUCGAAAAUCCAGAGCUCGCGUAAAAGUCAAGACCCCAGGCCUGACCCACAGGACAAGAAUAAGAAGAAAGCAUCAGGUAGGAGCGCAGAGCCCACGAAACGAGCCGUCAUUCGUCUUAGAGCGCCCGCCCGGAGGAACGGCGCGGGUGACGCCGAAGUGUCGCACGGUAGACGGAGAUCGAAAGUUACAAGAACGGAAAACUGGCAUUCGUCCGGAACAAGCAGUCCCACAAAACACCGCAAGGCAGGGGCCCUGGAAGCAUCAUCCAAAAAUCACCCAGGACAGCCGUCCAGCAUAUCCCCGCCAGCCUACAGAGCCAGCGCCAGGUCCUUCUCGGUCACCCCCAAGAGACCGACGAGUUUUAGAAUUGAUGGGAAAAUGAGUGAACCCCGCAAGGUUGCAGUGAGCCUCUACCGCUCCUCUUCCGCAGCAGGAGCGCUCGCGAUCCGCAGCAAGCCCACGACCCCCAGCGCGUGUGACGAAAAACUGGGGACGGCCACGGCACCGAACACCCCGGGCACGCCGAGGGCCUUCCCCCCGAUGGCCCCGGGCACCCCGCGGGCACUGCCGCCCCGCUCGCGCACCCCGACCGGCCUCCGCUCGCAGCAGUCGAGCCUCUCGCUGCCGCUGGAGAGGCGCGCCAUCGCUGUCGUGCGCACGCCGCCCAAGUCUCCGUGCCUCUCACGUGGUCAGAGCCGGCCCCUCUCCGCUCCGCUGCCCGACCUCAAAAACAUCAAGUCCAAGGUCCACUCGACUGAAAAUCUCAAACACCAGCCCGGGGGCGGCAAGGUGCACAUCAUCUCAAAGAAGUUGGAUCUCAGCCACGUUACCUCCAAAUGUCGGUCGAUGGACAAUAUCGGUUACAAACCCGGUGGAGGGCACGUGAAGAUCGAAACGGCCAAGCUGGAGUUCGAGAACAUCAAGUCCAAGAUCGGCUCUCUGGCCAACUUGGACCACACGCCCAGUGGCGGCAACGUGAAGAUCGAGAGCCGCAAGCUGACGUUCCGCGAGAACGCCAAGGCCCGCACGGACCACGGGGCCGAGAUCGUGCUCGUGUCGCCCCAACUCUCCCUGGAGGGCUCGCCGCGGAGCCGCCCCUCCGCGCCGCUCUCCCCGGCCAGCGCCCGCGGCACGGCGCACGCCCCCCCGCGCCUGCACUCGCUCGCUCACGACGUGGCGGCCGCCCUCGCCAAGCAGGGCCUCUAGCCGCGGCCCGCUCCGCGCACUCCGCCGUGGCCGACGAGCGCCUCCCCCUUGCCGCGUCGUUGUACCUGCCCGGCCUGGCUUAUGACGGGAACACUCCGUCGACUUUCGCGUUAAUGAUGCAAAGUUCCGUCGGUUGAAACUCGGCUCGGAAUGGAGCGCCGCUUUGCGAGGGAACCAACGGCGGUUGUCCUAUGGAUAGACUCGCUUCCCUCCGCCAUAGAAAUGUGGAAUCUCCACUACUGAGCACCAUCUAUUUUCCGUCACGCUUUUAAAGAGCCGGUCGAUAUAAGUUUCGCCAUCGAAGCGCACCGGACGCGCUUGGAAAAGCGCCGUAACACCGCGCCGUUUCAGUUUACGAGCGAACGAUAGGAAUACCACCCUUCACCAAAACUCCAAAGACCUUAAAAUAAAACCCUUCCGGUGCCGUAGAGAGACGCUUCCUUGCCGCUGGUUUAGAGGACAAUGCGAACCAAACCCUUAGUUGAGGGCGGCCUAGUCGACCCAAGUCAUUGCAACGGUGAUGCAUUUCACCCCGCUCCCGUGUUACACGGUCACAAGCACCGGGUUCCUCGUGAUAGAUCACGAGCCACGCCAGCGAGCUGCUCAUCGUUAGCGCGCAGUUUGAACACGAGAGGGGCAUUCUGAUUUCGGAACAGUGGGUUGCAUUUUUCCGGGUUUUUUUUUUCCAUUGCAGAUGCACGUACAGUGGUCCCUUGGUUUAUGAUGCCAUCGAUUAACGAUAUUUAGAUUAACGAUCUGCCUCCCAUAGGGAUUCCCCCAUUGUUUCUCUUAGCGAUACAUUUUCGAUCAACGGUAUGUGUGUACGAUAUCACGCAGCCGCCAAUUUCGGCCAAUCGGAGCGCUUCCUAAGUGGACUCGGCAGACCUCAGCCAAUCAGUGACCCACUCUUUGAUGAGCGUUUUGAGAGCCUAAGGUGAGAAUUCUUAUUUUAUGCUGUUUUAUUAAUUAUUUAUGCAUGUUUGGAUCAACAUUCAUGCUUGAAUAUGUUCUUCUACUUAUUUAUAAAAUUGCGUGUUUAAAUAUUAUAAACUAUGUUUUUAGGGUGAAAAUUAUUCAAUUCUGAUCAUCUUGGAACAAAUUAAGCCCCUUUAACAUGUAUUUAUUAUAUUCGAUUAACGAUCAUUUCAAUUAACGAGGGUUUUCGUGGAACCAACUAAUAUCGUUAACUGAGGGACCACUGUAAUGUGAUAUCACGUGACAUUUCUAUGCUACUAGUCUUCAUUGCUCAUUGCAAGAGCUAUUGAUUGCUGCGUGUAACAAUGUACUGCGG